Molecule: messenger RNA, 1668 nt
Organism: Pedinophyceae sp. YPF-701
Lineage: Eukaryota; Viridiplantae; Chlorophyta; Pedinophyceae
Source: the annotation of a GenBank genome assembly
AUGGACAUUGUUCCGGACAGUGUCGAUGAUGCAGAUGAUGGAGACGCGGUUUUUUCUUCGGAGGAGGGUUCGUCUGGGGCAGAUCCGGGGUUGGAGACGGAGAGCGCCAUGAGCGACGGCGAGGGCGACGAGGAGGCGAUGAUGAUGAAGGCGAUGGGGCUGCCCGCCGCGUUCGGCGCGCCGGCGUCGGGGCAGCGCGGCGCGGCGGCCAAGCGGCGCCGCGUCGACUCGCUGUUGCGUAACGCGGAGCUGGCGGAGGCCGUGCGCCUCCGGUGGGCGCAGGAGGCCGCCGCGGUGCUGGACGACGGGCUCCUCGCGCGCUUCUGCGCAGCGCUGCGGGGCGCGCUCGCCGGCGCCGGCGCGGGAGGGGAGCGCCGCGUGGAGACCAUUGGCGGGGGCGCGGGGACGCGCGACGGCGCGGGGGGGUCGGCGGAGGCGCCGCUGGACACCGCGGGGGAGGGGACGCCGGAGGGGCUCUCCGACUGGGUGCACGGCGCGGCGGUCGGCGUGCUCAGCCGCGCGCAGAGGUCCCCGGGGGAGUCCCCGUCAGUGCCCCUGCUCGUGGGCGUGGCGCGCAAGGCGCGCGGGACGCUGACGCAGUGGCUGUCUGCCCCGGAGUCCGUGGCAGCCGCUCGCACGGACGCGGACGGCGCGCUGGGGACCGUGGCGAGCGACCUGUCGCGCGCGCUGCCACAGGCCGGGGCGGCCGGGGUGCCGACUGCGGCGCAGCUCGCGGAGCUGGCCGGGGAGGCGGCCGCGCUGGCGCUGUACAUCCCCACGGCCAGCGCGCUCGUGUGUCCGUUGAUCGCGGAGGCCGCCGGGGGCCCCGGCGCGGCCCCGGGGCGCGACGCGGCCCGCGCGCUGACGCUGCUGGCGGGCGUGGGGUGGUUCCGUCCGACGCGUGCGCUGCUGCCGGCGCGCGUGCACAAGUACCACUACCGGCGGUACUGGCUGUUCAGCCGCUUCGACGAGGGCUGCGCGCUGGACGAGGAGGGUUGGUUUUCCGUCACGCCAGAACCCGUGGCCAAACACCACGCGCGGCGGUGCGCGUGCCGCGUCGCCGUCGACGCGUUCGCAGGCGUCGGCGGCAACGCGAUCCACCUCGCGCGGACGUGCGAGAGCGUCGUGGCUAUCGACCGGAGCGCGGGCCGCCUCGCGAUGGCCGUGCACAACGCCCACAUCUACGGCGUCGGCGCCGCCAUCCAGCCCCUCUGCCAAGACGUCCGCGAGGCACUGCCGCGCCUCGCCGGCGCCGCGGACGUGGUCUUCCUGUCGCCGCCGUGGGGCGGGCCGGAGGUGGUGUCCUCCGACGAGCCGUACGACGUCUCCGGGCCCGACAUGGGGGGGUCUGGGUUGUCGCUGCCCGCACUGCUGAGGGAGGCAGCGGCGUGCGUGCGGCCGCCGCGGGAGCGGCAGGGCGACGCGUGGGGCGUCACGGUCUUCCUACCGAGGAACACGGAGCUUUCGAGCGUCGUGGCCGCGGUCAAGCAGGCCGGCCUCGAGAGCUGGAUGUGCCCCGGCGGCGCUCUCGAGGUCCAGGAGAGCUGGGUGGGGCCGAGCGCCGAGGGUGCCGCAGGCGCAGAGGGGGUGCGCCUCAAGGCGGUCACCGUGUACCUCGGGGGUCUCGCCGCGCGCGGCGAUGCCUCGGGCGUAUCUGCCAGAGGGUGA